Molecule: messenger RNA, 896 nt
Organism: Girardinichthys multiradiatus
Lineage: Eukaryota; Metazoa; Chordata; Actinopteri; Cyprinodontiformes; Goodeidae
Gene: reep5
Product: receptor accessory protein 5
Exons: 5
Coding region: 91-660 (189 amino acids)
Source: RefSeq, a predicted model, not a curated record
CAUCACUGAGGGUUGGGUUACAGGGGUGUGGCGCCACCAUCAACGAUCAUUUCCUAAUUCAUCCGCAUCGCCGAAGAAGGAAGCGCAGCCAUGGUGCAGGGUCUCAAGGAGAGAUUUGAAAAAUUCCUUCAUGAGAAGAACCUUAUGACAGAUGGUCUAGCGAAGAUCGAAGCCAAAACUGGAGUAAACAGGACGUACAUCGCUGUUGGAGUCAUAGCUGUGGUCGCAGUUUACCUCGUCAUUGGUUACGGAGCCUCCCUGCUGUGUAACCUCAUCGGAUUUCUUUAUCCAGCCUACAUAUCGAUUAAGGCAAUUGAAAGUGCCACAAAAGAGGAUGAUACAAAAUGGCUGACCUACUGGGUGGUGUAUGGACUCUUCAGUGUGGCAGAGUUCUUUGCUGACAUCUUCCUCUCCUGGUUCCCUUUCUACUAUAUUGGAAAGUGUGCCUUCCUGGUGUGGUGCAUGGCUCCUACUCCUUCUAAUGGGUCGAUCCUGAUCUACCUACGGGUCGUCCGACCGGUGUUUCUCAAGAAUGAGGCCAAGAUUGAUGAUGCAGUGAAAAACAUCAAGGACAAAGCGUCAGAGGCAGCUGACAAAUUCAAAGAUGAGGCUAAGAAAGCCACAGCAAACAUCAUCUUUGAGGAGAAGAAAAGCUCCUAAGAGUGAUGCCUUCACACACAGUCAGCUCUGGAUAUGACCGUGAUGCAGAAACAAAACGGGCUUUAAGUGUUUUUAGGUCAUUUCAAACUAGUCUGUUAGGUUGAGCUUCAUGCUGGAUGUGUUUCAUUUAUUCCUCGUAUCUCAUGCAUCAAAUAAAGCUUUUCUUAUACCUGUUUGCCUGUAUGAUGUUCUCAUUAGUGUAUGCUUCAUCAACCAAAUAAAACAGAUAAACCUAA